AUGGCAAAGACCCUCAUCAAUUCCAUCUACCUAUCUCCUCUUUUGAUCGUCUUGUUGGUUUCGAAUGGGUUACCAAAAGCAAAGGGUCAGACUCAGUUAUGUUUUGAAGAGCAAGGUCCAGCGGAUGCCUGUACUCCUACUGCAGUAGUGACUCAAGAGUGUGAAGCUUAUUGCAAGAGUAUCGAUCCAACCUGGACUGGACAAUGUGACUUCAACGAACCUGCAAAUCUUCACUGCCACUGCUACGAACCUUGUUGA
Molecule: messenger RNA, 258 nt
Organism: Eruca vesicaria subsp. sativa (arugula)
Lineage: Eukaryota; Viridiplantae; Streptophyta; Magnoliopsida; Brassicales; Brassicaceae
Source: the annotation of a GenBank genome assembly